This is a messenger RNA of Toxotes jaculatrix (banded archerfish), 2197 nucleotides long. It is a transcript of the gene slc75a1, whose product is annotated as major facilitator superfamily domain containing 10. The transcript is spliced from 13 exons. Lineage: Eukaryota; Metazoa; Chordata; Actinopteri; Toxotidae. The record is from RefSeq and is a predicted model, not a curated record. The coding region runs from base 144 to 1505 and encodes 453 amino acids. Gene Ontology annotation, cellular component: brush border membrane. Gene Ontology annotation, biological process: transmembrane transport. Gene Ontology annotation, molecular function: transmembrane transporter activity.
GACACCGCUUCCUGGUGUGGACUAAGAGUGAUGGGCUGAUGAGGGAGCGGAGGUAGAGCUGCUGCAGUCGGUGCGAUCUCUUGGUCUGAUUCGGGAGUCUGCGGAAAGAGCGACCAGAAGAAACACAGCAUUCAGUUAGAGGAAUGUCAGACGUAAACAAAUCUGCAGAUAAUGGCGACUCAUUCUCCUCAAAGGUCAUCAACGUUGUGUUUAUCAUCCUGCUGCUGGAUCUGCUGGGAUUCACACUGAUUCUACCUCUGCUGCCUUCCAUUUUGGACCAUUAUGCACAAACAGGGGAUGUUGUAUAUCAGUCUCUGCAGAGUGUCGUGGACUGGUUCAGGGAGGCUGUUGGGAUUCCUAUGGAAAAGAAAUAUAACAGUGUCCUGUUUGGAGGUCUGAUUGGGUCACUGUUUUCACUGCUGCAGUUCCUGUCAUCACCUGUAACCGGUGCUCUGUCAGAUCACUAUGGCAGACGCCCCCUGCUCAUUCUUACCACCUUAGGGCUGAUGUCCUCCUAUGCAGUGUGGGCAGUUUCCCGGAGCUUCAGCAUGUUCCUUUUGUUUCGGGUAAUUGGGGGCAUUUGUAAGGGCAACGUCAGCCUCUGCACUGCCAUCGUGGCCGACUUGCCUUGCCCGAAAGCACGAAACCGAGGAAUGGCUAUGAUCGGCAUCGCCUUCUCCUCGGGCUUCACUGUAGGGCCUCUGAUGGGUGCCUACUUUGCUGUCAGCUCCAGAACAACAGGAAAUGUCUUCUACCAAACUCCAGCUCUGCUCGCCUUGGCCUUCAGCGCUGCUGAUUUGCUUUGUAUUUGGCUCAUGCUGCCAGAGACGCUCACUAAGGAAGUCAAGGCUUCGUCUUCAGGGUUUGGGGACUCCGGAGACCUCCUGAACCCGUUAUCUUUGUUCCAUUUCUCAGCUGUUACCAGGACAAAAGAUCCCCCGUCAAAAGAAAGAAUGCAGAAGCUUCAGCUGUUGGGCCUGGUUUAUUUCUGCUACCUCUUCCUGUUCUCUGGUCUGGAGUUCACACUGAGUUUUCUGACUCACCAACGAUUUCACUUCACAAGUAUGCAACAGGGAAAGAUGUUCUUCUUCAUUGGUGUCAUCAUGGCGUUGAUCCAGGGGGGAUAUGCUCGCAGAAUCAAACCAGGGCACCAUAUCAAGGCUGUUCGUAUGGCAAUCUUAACAUUAAUCCCAGCAUUUAUUCUCAUCGGGUUAUCGUGGAAUAUAACGAUGCUUUACAUCGGCUUGGCGUUAUACUCCUUUGCGGCUGCAAUAGUAGUUCCGUGCUUGUCAACACUUGUUUCUGACCAUGGCUCCGCCAAUCAGAAAGGUACAGUGAUGGGGAUCCUGCGUAGUUUGGGAGCCUUGGCCAGAGCACUGGGACCAGUUGUAUCAUCCUCUGUUUACUGGAUAGCUGGAGCACAGAUCUGUUUUCUCAUCACAUCAGCCUCUUUCAUUGUACCCCUGGCUCUCUUGAGCACAGCCAGGAGGCUGAAGGAGGAGUGAGCAGUACAAGGACUUGAACAGACUUAAAAAGGAGACUGCAGAGACAUUGUAGAGAUUUUUCUACCUAAAUGAAUGUUAUGAUGUUUACAUCUGCUGGUAGAGCAAGCACUGAAUUAUUAUUUUUGCCACAUGCAACAAUCAUGAGAACAUGAAGAGAUGAAGGUGCUGCUGGCUAAGAAUCAUCACAUGAAGCUAAUUAAUGCAAGGGGACGAUGAACAUGCCAAAACCAAAGGGGGGUUAAUGGGAGAGAUGGGGUAAAUAAAUGUACCUAAUGCCUAAUGUGUAGAUGUAAACCUAUGCAUAUUAUGGACUACAUGGGUCAGGAUGGGAUUCAAAUUACAUUUAUGUUUGUGGAACAUAGAUUGUAUAAAAAAAAGUCUCAGUACUGCAACUUAAUUUAAGUGGUGAAAGGUGAUUAAGUACAACUUUGAGGUACUUUCCAUUUUAUGCUACUUCAUACUUUUACUACACUACAUACAAUGUAAUCCACAACAUACAAUGUAAUCGACAACAUGUGUUUUGUUUUGUUUUUUUUAACUUUUAAAAAACGUUUUUUAAAACUUUUUUAAAAUCUGUGAUCCAGCUGUAUAAUGAGGUGCAUUGUUAUAGAUUAAACUACCUAAUGUACACCUCAACAGCUUCAUUAAAAUACUGUUUAAUACAAAUAAAAGGGCAUAUUUUGCAUAAAGGA